UGUCAAAUGGCUUAUAAAUCUGACAAAUACCAUUAUAACCAGCUGUUAAACAUUUUAUGAUAACACACUAGGUUUCAUUUGUGUGUUAUUUUCAUGAUUCUAAUCCGUUUACUGUGAUGUAGUGAAAUAUGGAUAAAUGAAGACAAUGGCAACAUAGACAUAGUAGUGACUGAAUGCUUAGUUAAGAUUUAAGCUUAUAUCAAGAAUGAGCAUCAAGCGAAGAGACACCUUCGGUAAUGCAAAACUCAUAUCAUUUCAGCAGAAAUAACUGAAAAAGCUGAAGAAACACACAAAGAAAAAGAAAUGGCAUUAGAUUCUGCCGAACCAGAGCCAAAGAGGAUGAAAACCAGCAAUAAAAUUGAGGAAAAACUGGAUGAAUAUUUGAAAAAUAUGAAAUCUGCUACGUGGAACCUCACUCCAAUUGUAGAGGAAGAUCUUUACAAGCCUAUACCUGUGGUUCAAGCCUCUGUAGGCGUUAUAAGAGACCCUAAAGAUAUUUCCAAAACCAUCUUAACACUGAAUGAAAAAGUACCAAUGAAGGAGUUACAGCAUUUAAAACGAGCGCAAAAGAAAGAGAUUGUCAUAUGUCCGCUCAGUUAUUUAAAUGGUGCAAAGAUUGAAGAGUAUGUAGAAAACAAUGUGAAGGAAUUAAAAGAAGUGUUUGAGGAGUUCAAAGUGUGUGAUGUUCCAUCACGUCCGCCGCAAGUGCGGAAACAAUUUGAGGAAACCAACAAAGUAUGGCCGUGCAACUUUCACCCUAAUAAGUACAAUGAGAAGCUGGUCAGUGGGAGCUUUUACAAUGAACAGGAGCUGAAGACCCAUAGACAAUACAUGGAAAUGGUAUUUGAAGUUACCAAGUUUUAUAUGAAAGAGUUGACUGCCACAAAUAUAGAUUCGGAUAAGAUUUUAAGGAAUUUAAACACCUGUGUAGUGGUGGACCCAAGUAUACAAUCAGUAGUGGCUGUUUGCUUCGAUAAUCGACUGAAACACCCUGUGCAGCAUUCUGCCAUGUUGGCCAUAGACAAUGUGGCUAAAACACAAAAUGGAGGAUCCUGGGUGGCUGACAAAGAAAAACUUGAAACCAUAGACAGCACUCUCCGUGGCAUAGAUGAAGAACUGUGUUGCCAUUUGAAAGAAAAGUUUCCGCAAGUAAAAUUUGGCGCCAAAAAGUUUAAAAGUAAAAGGGAUAUGUCAGAAGAAGAGAUGCAAGGGAAUGAUAUUGGUCCAUAUUUGUGCACCGGCUAUUAUAUUUAUUUGCUGAAUGAGCCAUGUGUUAUGUGUUCUAUGGGCCUGGUGCAUGCGAGAGCUAAAAGAGUUUUCUUUUGUUUCGACAACAGUGAGUUUGGUGCAUUGAAGAGUAAGCUGAAGUUACAGACCAUAACAGCUUUGAACCACCAUUUUGAAGCUUUUACUGGUUUCCUUUAGUUUGUAAUGUAUUUUUAAUCGACAUAAAAUAACAUUGUGUACAAAUUGUUUUAAUCAACUUGAAAUAUGACAAUAUUUUUAGUGUACCUAAGCAUAAUAAAAUAUAUUUUUUUACAUUAACUAUGACUGAUAUCAUGUGAAUAAAUUUUGCAAACAAACACACCUUUUUUAAUUAAGAUAUAAAAAACGUUUAGCCUUGACAAACCUAUUUCCUGUUGGUUCAUCAACUCAAUGUAAAGGUGAAAAGCACAAUACCUAAUAGUAUCGGUGGUAAUAGGUGUACAAUGUUAAGGCCUAUUCGGACCUAAGCUAUUUCGCAGUUGCGGUGUCACUAUAUUUAA
This is a messenger RNA of Plutella xylostella (diamondback moth), 1766 nucleotides long. RefSeq names its product tRNA-specific adenosine-34 deaminase regulatory subunit adat3. Gene Ontology annotation, cellular component: nucleus; cytoplasm. Gene Ontology annotation, biological process: tRNA wobble adenosine to inosine editing. The record is from RefSeq and is a predicted model, not a curated record. Gene Ontology annotation, molecular function: tRNA-specific adenosine-34 deaminase activity. Lineage: Eukaryota; Metazoa; Arthropoda; Insecta; Lepidoptera; Plutellidae.